CAUCUACAGUCCACGUUCCAGCUGUGUGAUCUUCUCCUCACAUCACAGUCAGUCUGCAGAUCUUGUUCUGCUUCAGUCAGUUCAGUGGUGCUGUUUAAAUGGACUUACACACGUUCUGAAAGAUCAACCAGCCAAGCCGAGCAGAAAGAAGGACGAUGGGUUUCGAGGACGAUCUGUGGUGCCACCAGGGCCACGGCGCCCUGCUGAAGCUGCAGGACUCUGAGCUGCGCCUCAUGGAGGUGAUGAAGAAGUGGAUGACGCAGAGAGCCAAGAGUGACCGCGAAUUCUCCACCCAGCUGCAUCAGAUGGCUGCGAUGGUGGAGAAACUGGAAGGGCCUCAGGCUGGAGGGGGUCUGGAUUACAUCAGCCAGCUCCAUAAGUCGUGGAACGUGAUGGUAAGCGAGACGGAAAACCUGAGCCGAAUUUUCCGCAAACACUCCGAGGAUCUGCUGGUGGGUCCGCUGAGCAAACUGACGCUUCUGAUCAGAGACAAGCAGCAGCUCAGGAAGACCUACAGCGAGCAGUGGAGCAGCCUGAACCAGGAGCUCUGCAGGGUCACUCAGACCGAGCUGGACCGACUGAAGUCCAGUUACAAGCAGCUGGUGCGGGAUGCAGUGCAGACCAAGAGGAAGUAUCAGGAGGCAAGCAAAGACAAAGAGCGCGAGAGAGCCAAGGAGCGUUACAUCAAAGCCACGCUGAAGCUCCAUGAGCAUCACAACGACUACGUGCUGGCGGUGAAAGCAGCUCAGGUGCACCAUCAGCAGCACUUUGGCUGCAGCCAGCCUGCAUUGCUGCGAGCCCUGCAGACGCUGCAGGAGGAGAUGGUGCUCAUACUAAAGGAAAUCCUGCAGGAGUAUUUCGACCUGUCCAGUCUGCUCCAGGAUGAAGUCGUGUGUGUUCAUAAUGAGAUGGCCAAGGCCCUGAAAGCCAUCGAGCCCCGGCGCGAGUAUGAGAGCUUCAUACAGCAGAACAGAUCCAGAGCGGAGCUGCCGGCGCGUGUGGAGUUUGAUAGCAGUCUGCUGGAAGAUGCUGAGUGUCUUAAACCGGAGGAGCUGGAGCUUAAUGAGCUCACACUGGAAGGAAUACAGCACAAGCUCACUGCCAUAGAAGAGGAGCUGCUCAAUCUGGCAGCAGCGCUGGGAACUCAGCAGGCCACCGUUAACCAGCUGGAACUGGACCUGGAUGCUGAGGAUGAAUCAGGCAACACUGGGCAGAGGGUGUACCAGUUCAGCAAACGCAACGCUUUGGAGGACAGCAGGCAUCAGGUGGUGAUAUCAAUGGUGGCACGUGCCCGUCUCGAAGCCCAGCGCAAGCUGCUGGCCGAUAAACUGCAAAGUCUCGGCCAACGCGACGCACCGUCGCUGGACCUGGAUGACGACCGGAUUUCUCUCAACUCCAGUAACUCCAGCGAGCGAGAUAAAGACUUUAAACUGGUCAGCAUGGACACCAUCAUCAACCACCUAAGUUCUCUGUUUAAACCCAAAUACACUAGUAGUGUGUUUUACACUGUUUCCCAGGUACCACCGGCUCUGUCUCCGGUGGCCGAGUCGGAGAAGCCUCUGAGUCAGCAGGGUUGGUACCACGGUGCCAUUCCACGCGUCGAAGUCCAAGAGCUGCUGAAGAGUGACGGAGACUUCCUGGUCAGACAGAGCCAGGGCAAACAGGAGUACGUGCUGUCUGUGCACUGGGGUGGUCAGUGUCGCCACUUCCUCAUUCAGAAUACAGAGGGCAUGUAUCGUCUGGAUGGUGAAGGUUUUCAAACAAUCCCGUUGCUUAUGAACCACCUGCUGUGGUCCCACAGAAAUGUCACCAAGAAAUCAGAUAUUGUACUGAAAAGACCGAUACUUAAGGAUAAAUGGGUUAUAGAGCACGACGACGUCAUCCUCGGAGAAAGCAUUGGGAAGGGGAAUUUUGGUGAGGUGUUCAGUGGUCGCCUGCGUACAGAUAACACACCGGUGGCGGUGAAGGCCUGUCGAGAAAACCUGCCUGCAGAACAGAAAAAUAAAUUUCUUAUGGAAGCUAGGAUCCUGAAGCAGUACAGCCAUCCAAACAUCGUGAAGCUCAUCGGCGUCUGCACGCAGAAGCAGCCCAUCUACAUCAUCAUGGAGCUGGUGCAAGGGGGAGACUUCCUGUCCUUCCUCCGUUCAGAGGGACACAACCUGAAGCCAAAGAUGCUAAUUAAGAUGGCAGAGAAUGUGGCGGCUGGCAUGGAGUACCUGGAGAGCAAGAAGUGCAUCCACAGGGACCUGGCAGCGAGGAACUGUUUGGUGGGUGAGAAGAGUGUACUAAAGAUCAGUGAUUUUGGAAUGUCUCGUGAGGAGGAGGAUGGGGUUUAUUCAGCAACAGGAAGUGUGAGACAAGUCCCUGUCAAAUGGACCGCGCCGGAGGCCCUCAAUUAUGGGCGCUACUCCACUGAGAGUGACGUGUGGAGCUAUGGAGUGCUGUUGUGGGAGACCUUGUCCAGAGGAAUGACGCCGUUCCCCUGCAUGAACAAUCAGCAAGCCAGAGAAGAGACAGAAAAAGGAUAUCGAAUGCCAGCUCCCACAGGCUGUCCAGCCGAGAUCUAUGCCCUUAUGUGUCGCUGCUGGCAGAAGGAGCCCAGAAAUCGUCCUUCCUUUAUAAAACUCAGAGAGGAGCUGCAGUCCAUGUGUUAAUCUCACAGGCCGGACAUUAAGCAGCUGUGUAGAAUUCAACUGUGAAUUUACAAAGUAUAUUGUGUAAAUGAACAGAGGUUUUAAUACGCUUGUAUUUUUAUAAAUAUAUACAGUAUAUUGCUUCCUAAACAUGUUUUGUACCUUGUUAAUGUAAAUUAAAGUGUGUUAAUUUGUUUUCAACUUAAUAA
Messenger RNA from Trichomycterus rosablanca, 2842 nucleotides. It is a transcript of the gene fes, whose product is annotated as FES proto-oncogene, tyrosine kinase. The record is from RefSeq and is a predicted model, not a curated record. The transcript has 19 exons. Gene Ontology annotation, molecular function: non-membrane spanning protein tyrosine kinase activity; ATP binding. The coding region runs from base 156 to 2654 and encodes 832 amino acids. Gene Ontology annotation, biological process: chemotaxis; cell adhesion; regulation of mast cell degranulation. Lineage: Eukaryota; Metazoa; Chordata; Actinopteri; Siluriformes; Trichomycteridae.